Zalophus californianus (California sea lion) is the source of this 1494-nucleotide messenger RNA. Its product is annotated as collagen alpha-1(I) chain-like. Lineage: Eukaryota; Metazoa; Chordata; Mammalia; Carnivora; Otariidae. The transcript has 3 exons. The record is from RefSeq and is a predicted model, not a curated record. The coding region runs from base 1 to 1479 and encodes 492 amino acids.
AUGCUGAGCGUCGGCAAAGAGCAGCCAGCGGGCCCGGCGCGGAGCUGCGGGAGGGCACCGCGGCCGCGCACCCGGGAACCGGCAGGCAGGGGUCCCUCUCCGAGGCACAGCCCCGACCAGAGGCGCACACGGCCGGGCACCAGAAAACACGACGCGCUGCAGCCCAGGCCGGGGACUGCCGGAGCGCCCGUCGCGAGGGCGGAGAGCGGCUACAGCCACACGGCCACUCGCUCAGAGCGCUCUCGACCGCAAGCUACGACUGCGGCGGUCCCCCGGCUGCAGGGUCCAGAAGGGCCCGAAGGAGGCAACGCCACGGCAGAGCUUUCCCAGCCGCGGAGCGCGGGGCUGACGGGCGGGCCGGCCGCUGGGCGAGGGGACGCGAACACGUACAACGGGCCCCGGGCCGGUACGAGACACAGAGCCGAGCACACUCCGCGCCGCGCGGCGGAAGGCAACCACAGCGGACGUCCCGGCGGCGCCGCAGCGACGGAACAGGGAGCCCCCGCGCCGCCGCCCGCGCCGCCGGGCUCCCCACGCAAACCCGCAGGGCUGAGCCAACGGCGCUCGGCAGUCCGCACAGCCCGCGCCGCGGCCGGGCCGGGCCCGCCCCCGGGUCCCGACGCGCGCUCCGAGAAGGGCGCCGAGGGCACCACGCAGGUGCUCCCCGCCGGGAGGCGGUCCGCCCGCGAGCGGGGGGCCCGUGGAGGAGCGCGCGGGGGCUCAGGGCGGGGGCACGCCCGCGGGGGGCCCGUGGAGGAGGCGGGGGCUCAGGGGCAGGGGGCACCCCGCACCGAGGGCGGGGGGCCCGUGGAGGAGGCGGGGGGCGCGGGGGCUCAGGGGCAGGGGGCACCCCGCACCGAGGGCGGGGGGCGCCGGGCGCGGCGGGGGGAGGGGCGGGAGGGGGCGGGGGGCGCGGGCCGACUCACCGUGGUCUCCCGCACUUGGCUGUGGAAGUGCUGUUCCCGCGCCGACACCUCGUCCUGCCCCCCAUCCUCCCUCAUGCCCGCCGCCGCGCCGCCCGCAUCCGCGCGCUCCGCCGCACCAUCGCCCGCCGGUCCGGGACGGGAGCGGACUGACAGCGGGCCGCCGUCCGCAGGGUCUGCUACCGCGACCCCCGCCGCCGCCGCCUCGGCCCCCUCGACCGCCUCAGCCGCCUCAGCCGCUUCAGCCGCCUCAGCUGCCGCCCCAGCCGCCGCCUCAGGCGAAGCCGCUCUAGCUGCGGAGGGCGGGCGCGGGGCGGGGCUGGGGCGGGACCUGACGUCGUCAGAGGAAGGCGCUUUUGCGUCAGAGAAGCGCGCCGCGACGUCUGCGAACGGGAGCCGCCGAGGGGCGUGGCCUACCGGGGAGAGGAGGCGGGGCCACGCCCCCAGGAAGUGGAGGCCGGAGCCAGGCUGUCAGGACCAGUACCCGGCCCGGUGGGGACGGGGCGCGGGUCGGUUUGCUGGAACGGGUUCUUCCCUCUGUCGCAGUGGCAGGUGACUUGCUUUGGCCAGA